Echinops telfairi (small Madagascar hedgehog) is the source of this 1154-nucleotide messenger RNA. It is a transcript of the gene PSMA4, whose product is annotated as proteasome 20S subunit alpha 4. Gene Ontology annotation, biological process: ubiquitin-dependent protein catabolic process. Gene Ontology annotation, cellular component: proteasome core complex; nucleus; cytosol. Bases 118 to 903 code for a protein of 261 amino acids. Lineage: Eukaryota; Metazoa; Chordata; Mammalia; Afrosoricida; Tenrecidae. The transcript has 9 exons. The record is from RefSeq and is a predicted model, not a curated record.
UUUCGCAGCGGGUACUCCGGCAGCGGCGGCGGCUUUUUUACCCCGAGAGUAGCGCGCUCCGUUCGGCUCUUUCCUCUUCAGCGUCUUCACGCCGGAAUUAUAUAGAAAACAGGAAGCAUGUCUCGAAGAUAUGACUCGAGGACCACAAUAUUUUCUCCAGAAGGUCGCCUGUACCAAGUUGAAUAUGCCAUGGAAGCAAUUGGACACGCGGGCACCUGUCUGGGAAUUUUAGCAAACGAUGGUGUUCUGCUUGCAGCAGAGAGACGGAACAUCCACAAGCUUCUUGAUGAAGUCUUUUUUUCCGAGAAGAUUUAUAAACUCAACGAGGACAUGGCUUGUAGUGUGGCCGGCAUAACUUCUGAUGCUAAUGUUCUCACUAAUGAACUCAGACUCAUCGCUCAAAGGUAUUUACUACAAUAUCAGGAGCCAAUUCCUUGUGAGCAGUUGGUUACAGCGCUGUGUGACAUCAAGCAAGCUUAUACACAGUUUGGAGGAAAGCGUCCCUUUGGAGUGUCAUUGCUCUACAUUGGCUGGGAUAAACACUAUGGCUUUCAGCUCUAUCAGAGUGACCCGAGUGGGAAUUAUGGAGGAUGGAAAGCCACAUGUAUUGGAAAUAAUAGUGCUGCAGCUGUGUCAAUGUUAAAGCAAGACUACAAAGAAGGUGAGAUGACCUUGAAGUCUGCACUUGCUUUAGCUAUCAAGGUGCUGAAUAAGACCAUGGACGUUAGUAAACUUUCUGCUGAGAAAGUGGAAAUUGCUACUCUAACAAGAGAGAACGGAAAGACAGUCAUCCGAGUCCUCAAACAAAAGGAGGUGGAACAAUUGAUCAAAAAACAUGAGGAAGAAGAAGCUAAAGCCGAGCGGGAGAAGAAGGAAAAGGAACAGAAAGAAAAAGAUAAAUAGAAGACAGAGUCAGAUUUUGUAACUCCACUUUGGGCACCACUUCGGUGUAAACGUUGUCCUAAUGUUUCCCACUGAGAAAGGUGUGACUUUUUAAAAAACACAUACAGGAGGAACUAGGACACGCCAUCCCAAAUUGGGCCCUUGUCCUUUAUGUUCACUUGAUGAUGUUGUGGCAGUGAUGAUGAUUGUUGGUCUUCAUGGAUAUCUUACAAGAUUUCUUUCUUUUUAAAUAAAACUUGGAAGAGUAGAAA